AUGUUGGGUGAUGGGAUGUGGUGAUCGUAAAAUGAAAAUUUUCAUCCUGUGUCUUGUUUUGGGGUACGUCCACGCUUGUGGAAGAACCCCUAGUUAUUAUCAGUCGAGAAUGGUGAAGACUCCGGGUGACAAUGGCUACGAGAUAAAGAUCAGCGAAAAUCCACAGAAGUAUGUUCCGGGAAAUGUUUACACCAUGUAUCUGAUGGCUCCCAAGAUGCCGAAUUCCGACAGAUUGAGAAGGUUCACUAGAUUCUCCAUCAGCGUCGAGUCAACAAGCAACCGCACGGAUUUUCCUCAGAAUGUCGGCAGCUUCCAAUUGCUCGGUGAUGAGAUCGCCAGCUUCAACGAGGAGUGCAUCAACACUGUUUCCGAAGUGAAUACGAGUCCUAAAAGCGAGGUUCUCUUCCUUUGGUCAGCUCCUCCACCUGGCUCGGGAUGUGUCACUUUUAGAGCAAUGAUCCUGGAAGAUGCAGCUCACUGGUACUCUGAGGAUGGAAAACUGAGCAAAACUUUCUGUGAGCAAACUGAGAAAGAUGUCAAGUUCGACGAAGAAAACGAUUGUUGUGCAUGUGAUGAAGCUAAGUAUAAUCUUGUCUUCGAAGGGAUCUGGUCAAGCAGGACCCACCCCAAGGACUACCCUACCCUGCUGUGGCUCACCCACUUCUCCGACGUGAUCGGAGCCUCGCACGAGAGGAACUUCAGCUUCUGGGGCGAGGGCCAGAUAGCCUCAGAGGGCUUCCGGAGCCUCGCUGAGUGGGGUUCGGUGAGGCUAAUGGAGACCGAGCUCAGAGCGAAGAGCAAGUUCCUGCGCACGAUCAUCAAGGCUGCCGGGCUGUGGCACCCGAAUGUCAAUACUAACACGAGCACCAGCUUCAAGGUUGACAGGAGGCACCAUUUGAUUUCUUUAGCUUCGAUGUUUGGUCCAACACCAGAUUGGGUAGUAGGAAUCAACGGAUUGAAUCUAUGCCUGAAGGAUUGUACUUGGAAAGAGAAAUUAACUCUUGAUCUCUUCCCAUAUGAUGCCGGUACAGACAGUGGUAUCACCUAUAUGUCUCCGAAUGCUGAGACUGCUCCAAGAGAAAGAAUGUAUCGCAUCACCACCACCUACCCAGAAGAUCCCAGAGCUCCGUUCUAUGAUCCAUCUAGACGUGAGAUGCCUGCGCUAGCAAGAUUGUAUCUCACCAGAGAGAAAGUGAUACCCAGAAAUUGCGACGAUAGCUUCCUGAGCGCUCAGGUAGACGUUAGCGAAAACACCGAAGAUACAUCAAGGCCUGAAUGUGAAGUAACCGAAUAUUCCGAUUGGAACAGCUGUUCAGUAACUUGCGGAAAGGGCCUGAGAAUGAGGAGUAGACAGUACAGAUCACCAGAAAGGGCCAGGAUGAGCAAUUGUAAUAGACAGCUAGUCUCUAAGGAAAUGUGUGUGGCGAAUAUACCAGAAUGCGACAAUGACGAAACAUCCAAGGACUCCCAAGAAAUCGACUCGCUGGGAGACAACACCGGUAUUUGUGCAGUCACCGACUGGAGUGGAUGGUCAUCGUGUUCUGAAAAAUGUGGAGAUGGAGUCAGAAUGAGAACUCGCAAAUUCAUCAAUAGACUGGGAAUGAAGAAGUGCCCGCAUAUAUCGAUAAUUGACAAAGAAAAAUGUUCGAUCAGAACAUGCCGCCCCGACGAGAUCGAAACAGUCGAUCCGGUGUGCCCCACCACCGAUUGGAGCGAUUGGAGCCCGUGCAGCGCUUCUUGCGGGCCCGGCAUCAAGCUCCGGACGAGGCUGUUGCUGGUGAAGCCGCAGCUGCAGCAGCAGUGCAGCUCCAGGGUGGAGCUGAUCCAGCAGCUGCCGUGCGAGGAGGUGGCCACCUGCUCCUUUGAUAUGAACAUUGCGAAAGUGGUAUGUAUGCAAGAUGGCGAUCCUGGACCUUGCCAGGGAUACUUCAACAGAUGGUUCUUCGACUCUACAACCCAAAGAUGUCAACCGUUCAUUUAUGGGGGAUGCAGAGGCAAUCGCAAUAACUUCUUCACCGGAGAACAAUGCAUGGCUACAUGUAGAGUAGUUAAAGAUGCCAUUCAAGGUAGAAUAUCAACAACUCCCGCUUACACCGUUCCCACAGACUGCGUCCUCACCGAGUGGUCGGAAUGGUCUUCUUGCAGCACAACCUGUGGUCGCGGGUACAAGGAGAGAUCCAGGUCGGUCAGGAUUCCAGCUCAGAACGGAGGAAGAUGUCCUACCAAUCUGUUGCAGAGGAGGGGGUGCUUCAGUAGGGCCUGUUUUUAG
Phaedon cochleariae (mustard beetle) is the source of this 2269-nucleotide messenger RNA. The record is from the annotation of a GenBank genome assembly. Lineage: Eukaryota; Metazoa; Arthropoda; Insecta; Coleoptera; Chrysomelidae.